GCCCACAAUUCAAGUUGGGAAAAUGGAGGGGGCUCUUGCGUCGGUGGCCCUUUCUGCUCCGCGGGACGUGGAGAGAGUGGCCGGGACAAACGAUGGGGCCCCGGUUCUUGCCACUUCCCGAAAAGACUUCCGGGUGCGUUGCACCUCGAAGCGGGCCGUGACGGAAAUGCUAGAACUGUGCGGCCGCUUCGUGCAAAAGCUGGGGGACGCGCUGCCAGAGGAGAUUCGGGAGCCCGUGCUGCGAGAUGCGCAGUGGACUUUUGAAUCAGCUGUGCAAGAGAAUGUCAGCAUUAAUGGGCAAGCAUGGCAGGAAGCUUCAGACAAUUACUUUAUGGAUUCUGAUAUCAAAGUCCUUGAAGACCAGUUUGAUGAAAUCAUAGUCGAUAUAGCCACAAAACGUAAGCAGUAUCCCAGAAAGAUCCUUGAAUGUGUCAUCAAAAUCAUAAAAGCAAAACAAGAAAUUCUGAAGCAAUACCACCCUGUUGUACAUUCACUGGACCUAAAACAUGACCCUGAUCCAGCCCCUCGUAUGGAAAAUUUGAAAUGCAGAGGAGAAAAAAUAGCUAAGGAGAUCAGUGAAGCCAUGAAGUCCUUGCCUGCAUUAAUUGAACAAGGAGAUGGAUUUUCCCAAGUUUUAAAGAUGCAGCCUGUUAUCCAGCUGCAGAGAGUCCACCAAGAAGUGUUUUCCGGUUGUUGUAGAAAACCAGAUGUUAAACCUGAGAGCUUUAUAGCACAAAUAGAAACCACACCAGCAGAGAGUUCUGCUAGGAAAGACACUGACUUGGUACUGAGAAGAAAGCGAACUAAAGAGUGCCCCCAGAGAAAAUGGUAUCCACUGCGGCCAAAGAGGAUCAGUCUUGACACCUAAACUCUUUUUGUUUAUCUUGGGAGUUGAGAUUGGGCACUAUCAACAUUUAGAUUCCAGCUUAAUGCCUGGACGGGACUUCAUUUAAAACAACAGAUAAGUAGUGAUUCUUUUACACAAAUAUAGUAGCUCUGUGCUGGGGUAUGAUGUAAUAUCGUAUUUCUUUCCUCACCUUUGCAUUGAUAGUCAGUGAAAAGCCUAUUGUUUGAAUAUUGGCACAAAGCCUGUCAAUGGUCAUUAAGAGUGCAAACUUUUACUGUCCUUGAAUACCAUCAACACUUGGCUGCCUUACAGCUUUUAUGGAAUUUCAGAAGUAACAUAUUCCAUUGGGUUUCCUGGAUAUACAUAUUUCUUUUUAAAAAAGAGCUGUGUGACAGUUGUCAUUAUUUAAGGACUGAAAGUCAUCAUCAGUUCUGCACAGGAGCAGAUGCAGUCCUCCCCCACCCCUGCAAAGCAGUUUGAUUUAUCAAACUAGCGUGC
Lagenorhynchus albirostris (white-beaked dolphin) is the source of this 1345-nucleotide messenger RNA. It is a transcript of the gene NSL1, whose product is annotated as NSL1 component of MIS12 kinetochore complex. Gene Ontology annotation, biological process: mitotic sister chromatid segregation. NCBI's taxonomy places the organism in Eukaryota, Metazoa, Chordata, Mammalia, Artiodactyla, Delphinidae. Gene Ontology annotation, cellular component: kinetochore; MIS12/MIND type complex. The transcript is spliced from 6 exons. The record is from RefSeq and is a predicted model, not a curated record. The coding region runs from base 23 to 868 and encodes 281 amino acids.